Molecule: messenger RNA, 5932 nt
Organism: Ahaetulla prasina
Lineage: Eukaryota; Metazoa; Chordata; Lepidosauria; Squamata; Colubridae
Gene: PRPF40B
Product: pre-mRNA processing factor 40 homolog B
Exons: 27
Coding region: 2052-4697 (881 amino acids)
Biological process (GO): mRNA cis splicing, via spliceosome
Cellular component (GO): U2-type prespliceosome; U1 snRNP
Molecular function (GO): RNA binding; protein binding
Source: RefSeq, a predicted model, not a curated record
AGCAGGAUCUGAGUGGGCAACGUCCCUUGAGCGCGAGGAUAAACUAGAAUGAGUUGAGGCAGCCUUUUUGGUCAAGGCCAGCAGAGAUCUCAACCUUCAAGUCUUCUGCAUUUUUGUCAGUUUUCUUCUCUGUAUCUUCAACCACCUGCAGACACCUCAACCCCAGCAGGAGGCAAAUAAAUUAGACGCGUGGGAAUGUACCCAUUUAAUAACGGUCACACAAUCAAGACUGCAUGCAGCAUGGGCAGAGACACUGGCUAAGAGGCACAGAUGUGCAAGGCCAUGCGAAUGGUUUUUUUUUUUUGUACAUUUAAAUAUGUAUGUCAAAGUAGGGCCAUAUGAAAGAGUGUACUUUAUGUGGAUGUUGGUUUCCUGUAAAAGAAUUUGUAGGUUCAGAGAGUGGGAUGGCUCUUUCUAUGUGAACUGUAUGUAUAACGUAAACAUAGAUGCAUGCUUUAAAGAGGCAAGCGUUAAAAGAAGGCCGUUUCUCACAGGGCAAUCUAAAACGCCAUGUGAAGGAGUGGACUGAAUUUUCAGAACAGCUUUUGGAGAGAAUGAGAGUAUUGUUAAGAUAAGGGAGUUGAAGAUGCAUGGAAAUAAAUUUCUGCCUGACGUUUUGUUAAAUUACCAUGCAAGAUAUUUUAAAACCUGUGUGAAUUCUAGUCUAGCCUUAGAUGAAUUCUGAGGGUUGUUCAUGAGAUUGUUCAGUGGAGAAGCAUCUAGUUGCCUCUAGAAAGUGCAUUCUCCAAGUAAAGCAGGAAAAAUUGAUAAAUUGGCUAGAAGGUCCAAGAAUCUAAGCCUGUAUAAGGCAGCUUUCUAGGUUUUAAUUUCAAGCAAAACAAAAACAAACUGCUUUUUCAUAAUAUAGGACCUUGACUUAUUCAGGGCAGACUUAGUACUAUAUCCAAAUAUACAGCUGUGAUUGUUCAUCCCAAUAUAUAUAGCCAUAACUUACAACUAUCUGUCUGCUAUAAGCUUUUUUGUUUUGUUUAAAGCAGGGGUAACUUAUGGUAUUUUGAAGGCCAAGAGCUAUGCUUGGUCUUUGAGAAGUAUACAGGAGAUGGUAUUCUAGUAAGAACUGCAGCUCCAGGAAAUAUUAUUUACUUUAAUAGAAGAUUUCCUGGAACCUGCUCUUUUGCUCUCUCUGUAUAUACUUUUUAAUCUAUAGUUUGUUUCCAAAAUAUGAUUAGUGCACAACAGAAGGUAGAAAAAGGCAACCAAUCGGUUAGAAUAUUUUCCAGGGUAAAAUGUAUUUAUGAAAAACCAUAUUUAUGUACUACGGUAAUGCCCAAGGAGAGGGAUAAUGGAGCAGGCCUAGACAUCUCUUUUCUCAUGAAGUCACCUGACCCAGAGGUGGGAAAUUUGUGGGCCUCCCAGAUGUUGGACUGCAGUGCCUAAGACUAGCCACCAAGGACAUUUAGUGAGGAGUAUGGAAUUGCAGCUGAGAUAUCUGAAGAGCAGGUUUGUCAAAUGAGAGAUAAGAACUUGAAAUGACUCACUGGGCACUAGAUUUAGGAAAAUGGUAGAAUGAAGGAAUGCGCCCCAAUCUAGGUUACAAAGAAUGUAUUUCUAUGAGAUAUAGAGAUACUGGUAUAUGAUUUUAUUUGUGUUUAAGAGAUGGGGCAGGGAACUGGUAGUGCUUGACAGUGUUGAGCUAUAAUUCUUGUCAGCUUCAAUCAAUGCAGCGUGUGGGUUGAUAGGCACAGAAAAAUUGAGGGAGAAAAAGAUAUACCAGUGGCUGUUACUCAUAAUAGCUAAGAGAGUCUUCAGUAAAAAGGAAGCAUGAUUGCCAGAUACCGAAACCAGGCCGAGGGAGAAGAUAUGUCUGUUUAUAAAGCUUUCUGUCAAGUCACUGAAAGUUGCAGGCAGCUGAACUACAACUCUCAUCAUUCUCAUCAAGAAUGGAAUAUCUUCCAAGCAUCAAUCAACUUCAGGGCUAAAUGGAGAUUUGCUCUACUCAAACCCAACCACCAAUGUUUUACAUCUCAGUUGCCUUUGCUUUUCUUACUCAUUAAUUAUUCUUCCCUUCCAUCUCCACUCAUACUUUUAUUAUGUAUUUAUGCUUGCAGUCAACUCCAGAUUCAGGCAGUCCUGGGCAGCCGGCUCCUUUUCCUUCUGCCCCACGGCCACCGCCUCCAAUUCUACCCCCUCCAUUUAUGCCUCCUCCUGGGAUCCCACCACCGUUUCCACCCAUGGGAUUGCCCCCAAUGGGACCACGGCCACCUCCUAUGCCGCCUAUGCCCCCCGGCAUGAUGCCACCUCCCCCUCUGAUUCCACCUAUGCCUGGACCACCACCCCUGGGUCAGAUGCCCACGAUGGUGCCACCAAUGCUGCCUGGGAUGAUUAUGCCGGGGGUGCCAGCUGGGCCUGUUCCUGUUUCUGGAGGGGCAGCUCCUGUGACCGACCCAUCCAACACCACAGUGACUCAAGCACCACCUGUGAUCCCCAAUCCGCUGGCAGGUGCUUUGCAACAAAAUGUAAUUCUUGGUGGAUCUCCAGUGUUGGAUACGGGCCGAAAGAAGCCAGCAUGGAGCGAUCAUAAAGCCCCUGACGGGCGGAUCUAUUAUUAUAAUGCAGAAACCAAACAAUCAAGUUGGGAAAAGCCAGAUGAACUCAAGUCUAAGGCAGAGAUCUUACUGUCACGCUGUCCUUGGCGUGAGUAUCGCUCAGAAACUGGGAAAUCCUAUUACUACAACACUCAGAGCAAGGAAUCACGCUGGACCAGGCCACGAGAGCUAGAUGACAUUGAAGCAUUGAUCAAGGAGGAAGAGGAGGAAGCAGAGAGGCAACAGCUACCUCAGCAACCGGAGCCGCCGUUGUCGGGUCCUGCCAGUCCCACCCCUUCUUCCGCAGCCACCUCAGACACGGAAGCCACUGGGGGUGUUGAAGAGACCCCAGGGACUGAGGGAGUCCCAGGUGCUGUUGAGGAGGAAGUCAUCAGCAGUUGCGAUCCCCUCCGGAGAGAUGAAGAAGAUCGUGGCAGUGGCAAUGCCUGGAGCAACAAAGAGGAAGCUAAACAAGCUUUUAAGGAGCUGCUCAAAGACAAGGGUGUUCCAGCUAGUGUAUCCUGGGAACAGGCCAUGAAGCUUAUUAGCAGUGACUCCCGUUUCAGUGCUUUGCCCAAGCUGAGUGAGAAGAAGCAGGCAUUCAAUGCCUACAAGGCUCAACGGGACAAGGAAGAAAAGGAAGAGGCCCGGCUGCGGGCAAAGGAGGCAAAGGAAGAACUGCAGCGCUUCUUGGAAGAACACAGCAAAAUGAAUUCUACCACCCGCUACAGGAAAGCUGAGCAAAUGUUCGGUGAGCUGGAAGUGUGGGCCGUGGUGCCUGAAAGGGAUCGCAAGGAGAUCUACGAUGACGUUCUUUUUUUUCUGGCCAAGAAAGAGAAGGAGCAUGCCAAGCAGCUCCGCAAAAGGAACAUUCAAGCUCUGAAGAGUAUCCUGGACAGCAUGAGCCGUGUCAGCUUCCAGACCACUUGGUCUGAGGCCCAGCAGUACCUCAUGGACAACCCCAGCUUUGCCGAAGACGAAGACUUGCAAAACAUGGACAAGGAGGAUGCCUUAAUCUGCUUUGAGGAACACAUCCGGACGUUGGAGAGGGAGGAGGAGGAGGAACGUGAACGGGGUCGAUUACGAGAGAGGCGUCAGCAGCGGAAGAACAGGGAAGCCUUCCAGGCCUUCUUGGACGAGCUUCACGAAAGCGGACGCCUUCACUCCAUGUCCACUUGGAUGGAGCUGUAUCCCUCCCUCAGCACCGACCGACGCUUUGCCAACAUGUUGGGGCAACCUGGCUCUACCCCGCUCGACCUCUUUAAAUUCUACGUUGAAGAUCUGAAGGCCCGGUUCCAUGACGAAAAAAAGAUCAUCAAGGAUAUUCUCAAGGACCGAAGCUUCAGCGUGGAAGUAAAUACAACCUUUGAGGACUUUGCUCAUGUCAUCAGUUUUGACAAGCGUGCUGCCACGCUGGAUGCUGGCAACAUAAAGUUAACUUUCAACAGCCUGCUGGAAAAGGCUGAGGCACGGGAGCGUGAACGGGAAAAGGAGGAAACCCGGAAGAUGCGGCGGAAGGAGGCCGCCUUCAAGAGCAUGUUGCGUCAGGCAGCUCCUCCCCUGGAGCCCAAUACCCCCUGGGAUGAGGUCAGAGAGCGGUUUGUCAACAAUAUUGCCUUUGAGCAGAUCACACUUGAAUCAGAACGGAUCCGCCUCUUUCGCGAAUUCCUGCAGUUGCUGGAGAGUGAGUGCCAGCAUUUCCACACCAAGGCCAAGAAGCAUGCCAAGAAGCCAAAGAAACACCAUCGCAAGCACUCUGCCUCGGGCUCAGAAUCCGGUUCAGAUCAUCCCCACCGAGCAGCCAAGCGCAAGAAACGAAACCACUCCGAAUCCGCAGGUUCAGGGGCCUCGUCUUCCCCCGACUCGGAGCACAGCCCCAGGCGUGCCAAGAGGCAGAAGAAGAAGAGCAAAAAGAAACGGCACAAGUCGAACAGCCCUGAAAGCGAAGCUGAGCACAAGAAGGAGCCAAGCCGGGCAGAAGAGUGGGAGCGAGGGAAGGCGCCUCUGCGACCUGAGGGGAGGGGCCACUCCCCUCCCCGAGGCACUCGGAGGGAGCGGAGUGGUUGGGACACCUCAGAGAGCGAGGAGCUGAGCGAAGGGGAGCUGGAACGUCGGCGUCGGACUCUGCUGCAGCAACUGGGUGACCAGUAAUUGACCCCUGCCUCUUUUGAGGCACCCCCCAACACCGUUGUACGAGAAGCAUUCAGUCCUUGUUCCUGUGGCAACUCUGCCUUGUUUUAGCCUUGGCGGCAUCCAAGCCAAGUGUAUGUACUGCUCUUGCUGGACCCCGCACGUUGGGUCACAGUCUUCUUCAUUACGUUCACCUGCUUCUAAGACGGGAGCGGCUGCUCCUGCCCGUUGGCGGCAGUCAUCUCCAGUGAAAACCACCAGUCUACAGCAAGCAUCAGGACAAGGGAGGAAAGUUCAGGUGUCCCUUGUGGAUCUGGAGGGCAUCACCAAAAUUGAAACCCCGGCUCUUGGAUCAUCCAGCAGAGGAUUGGGGGAAUUGCAUCUGAGCAUCAGAAUGAAUGAUGUCUGCCUCAACUCAGACUUCACCAGGGCCACACUAGCCCAGAGCCUCCUUUGGCCUCGAUGCAAAAUGGUGGCAGGAAACAGCUGAGAUACAGCAUCAGUCUUGUCUAAACUGGAGACGGGAAUGGGCUACAUGAUCUCGUGGAAGGUUUAUCACUGUGACUGGAUCCUUUUCCCUGGUUGCAGUAUCCCUUUGUGAGUUAAGGGUUUAAUGGAAUUUUUAAAACAAUAUUUAUAAUAAAUCUGGACUGAAAAUACCAAUCUAUGGCCUCCUGUAGAAAAUUAGUUUAUAUUGCUUCCAAAUGAUUUUAGGAAAAAAAGCCUCUAAAAGAGUAUUUUCAUAACCUAUUGGACUGGAUCUAUGGUUGCCUCUAAUCCCCAAAAAUAACAGAGGACUUGAAGGUACGCUGGCAAGUAUAUAUCUAAAAAAGGGAAGAGAGGAUAUACAAAUAUCCUAAGUUGGUACGUGUGGCAAAGUAGCCAUGCUGGCUGUAUAUAAAGCGAGUAUGAGAUUCAUCCAUAAUCAUUGUGUGAAUAAACAAAGCUACAAAUGCUGAUUGCUGAUUUCCACAUUUUUAACUGAUGGAUUCCAUACCUCUGUAUUUAUAACCUUGUACUAGAAUUUAUUACGUGCACUUAGAUUAUUUCCACAACUUGUUCCCUGACAAUUUCUUUUUCAUAAACCAGCUUUUUCUCAAAAGUUGACCUCCCGAUUGAUUAGUUUAUGGCUGCCAUCUCUGGUUCUGAGAAGGUGAUCUUAAGUAAAAAUGACUUAGAGAAUUUCAGAGCUCUUUUCAAAGUAUGAUUAGGCAUCCCAAGAAAUUCAAAACAUUUUCAGAGAUGGGGGCUGGGUC